Osmerus eperlanus (European smelt) is the source of this 3888-nucleotide messenger RNA. It is a transcript of the gene herc4, whose product is annotated as HECT and RLD domain containing E3 ubiquitin protein ligase 4. Gene Ontology annotation, molecular function: ubiquitin protein ligase activity. Gene Ontology annotation, biological process: protein polyubiquitination. The coding region runs from base 241 to 3381 and encodes 1046 amino acids. The transcript has 24 exons. The record is from RefSeq and is a predicted model, not a curated record. Lineage: Eukaryota; Metazoa; Chordata; Actinopteri; Osmeriformes; Osmeridae.
UUUAAGAUGACCGUGCACGACUGUCUCUAUUUUGGUGCAAGCAGUUGCCAGUUCCAACUCAGUCAGUGUUCACAACAGCUAGAGUAGCUAACGUUAGCGUAAAAGCUUGCUAAAAGCGUCAUCUAGCUCGUUAAUGUGGAUACAUUUUCUGGAAAAAUAACUGACGUAGGUUACCUUUUUACUGGCUUGCAGCAACAGGAACUGCAAUCCUGGUGACCUGGCCAGGAGGGGGCAACUGCAAUGUUGUGUUGGGGAAAUGCUUCCUUUGGUCAGCUAGGUUUAGGAGGAAUCGAUGAGGAAAUUGUGGUGGAGCCAAGAAGAUGUGACUUUUUUCAUGGAAAGCAGAUUUGUGAUGUAGGGUGUGGCAGAAGGCACACCACAUUUCUGCUUGGUGAUGGGACAGUGUACACCUGUGGCUGCAAUGACCUAGGGCAGCUGGGACACGAAAAGUCUCGAAAGAAACCAGAGCAAGUUGUGUCGCUAGAUGCACAAAACAUUGUUGCAGUGUCAUGUGGCGAGUCUCAUACCCUUGCAUUAAAUGACAAAGGACAAAUAUUUGCAUGGGGCUCGGGAUCGGAUGGACAACUGGGCCUUAACAACUUUGAGGAAUGUGUCCGUGUGCCUAGAAACAUCAAGAGUUUAUCAGAUGUACAAAUUGCUCAGGUAGCUUGUGGAUAUAGACACUCCCAUGCUUUGUCCAGAGGUGGUCAAAUUUACUCUUGGGGACAAAAUCGAUUUGGACAACUAGGACUGGGAAUGGAUGGUCAAGGCAUUUCCAGUCCCCAAAUCAUUCAGUCUUUACAGGGAAUUCCAUUUGCUCAGAUAUCAGCAGGGGGUGCUCACAGCUUUGCCCUUACUCUCUCAGGAGCUGUUUUUGGUUGGGGUCGUAACAAGUUUGGUCAACUUGGUCUCAAUGAUAACAACGAUCGACAUUUUCCAGCCCUUCUUAAGUCCCUUAGGUCACAGAGAGUCAUUUAUAUCUGCUGUGGCGAGGACCACACAGCAGCACUAACCAAGGAAGGAGGCGUGUUUACAUUUGGAGCAGGCGGGUAUGGCCAGCUGGGACACAACACUACAAAUCAUGAGAUCAACCCCAGGAAGGUGUUUGAGCUCAUGGGAAAUGUAGUCACACAGAUAGCCUGUGGAAGGCAGCACACAUUGGCUUUCAUCCCUUCGUCUGGAAAGAUAGAUUCGUUUGGCCUUGGAGGAAAUGGGCAGCUGGGUACACGUUCCUCAUGCAAUAGAAAGAGCCCUGCCACGGUAAAAGGCCCAUGGGUGACCUACAAUAGCCCAACACCUUCCGACACAGACAUUGAGCAGGAUUGUUAUGUGGUAAGGAUCUAUGCAGGAGGGGACCAGAGCUUUGCCCACUAUAGCACUCUGAAUGGCCCUAAUAAUGUAAAGACAGAGGACCCUCGCAGGCACAUCUACACCUUGACUCCAGAUCUCAUCCAGAAGUGGCUGAGCCACACACAAGGAAGACUCCAACCAGAGAUCUCCAAUGAAAUCGACCUUGUUUUCUCCUCAGCAAGUUGCUUCAACGGGAGCUUCUUGGCUACAAGCCAUCCAGAUCACUACUGCACAAACGGUAAAUGUUCAGGGGUGGACAUGAACUUGGCACGCCUCCUAUUUCACAGAGUUGUUCAACAUGAUUACCCAGAAAUAACUCAGCAGAUUGCAGCCAGCCUGGAGAAAAAUCUGAUUCCCAAACUGAGUAACUGUCCUCCAGACAUAGAAGCUCUGAGGCUCUACCUGACACUGCCAGAAUGUCCUCUCUUCAGUGACCUUAACACAUAUGUGACCCUCGCAAUCCCUUUUGCCAAAGCCCUCAUCAGUCUUAAAGAGGCUCCUUUAAAGGUGCUAGGUAAUUGGUGGUCCAAGUUUGAGUCUCCAGACUUCCAGAGGCUAGUGGAACUGUACAAAGAUGUGGUGGUGUACCUGCUCAGAAUGCACAAGGUUGGGAUCCCACACUCAGAGCAGAGGGUCCUCACCUGCUUUCUGGACACAUCCCUCAAACUCCUAGAGGUCCUUCAUGCUGUAAAUGAGAAGGCUGGCCAUAUCAUACAAUAUGACAAGUUCUACAUUCAUGAGUUGGAUGACCUUAUAGACAUCAGAAAUGACUACAUCACAUGGGUGCAGCAGCAGAUGUAUUCUGUGGCUCAGGAUAGUGCUGUCACCCUGUGCAGGUACCCGUUUGUGUUUGAUGCCCAGGCAAAGACCACCCUGCUUCAGACUGACGCUGUUAUACAAAUGCAGAUGGCAGUAGACCAGGCUCAGCGACAGAACUUCAGCUCCAUGUUUCUGCCGGUGGUGGAAUCUGUCAACCCGUGCCUCAUCCUUAUCGUACGCAGGGAGAACAUUGUUGGAGACACUAUGGAGGUCCUGAGGAAGUCCAAAAAUGUUGACUACAAGAAACCCCUUAAGGUGAUCUUUGUUGGAGAGGAGGCAGUUGAUGCUGGUGGUGUGCGGAAAGAGUUCUUCCUUAUGAUCAUGAGGGAGCUUCUGGACCCCAAGUACGGAAUGUUCAGAUACUAUGAGGAGUCCCGUUUGAUUUGGUUCGCAAACAAGACCUUUGAGGACAUUGACUUGUUCCACCUCAUCGGUGUCAUCUGUGGGUUGGCCAUAUACAACCUCACAAUUGUGGAGCUCCACUUUCCAGUGGCCCUUUAUAAGAAGCUCUUAAAGAGGAACCCAACUUUGGAUGAUCUUAAAGAGCUAAUGCCAGAUGUAGGAAGGAGUCUACAACAGUUGCUGGACUACUCAGAGGAUGAUGUGGAAGACACAUUCUGCUUGAAUUUCACUGUUACUGAGGAAAACUUUGGUGCCACUGAGGUGUUGGAACUCAUUCCAAAUGGCAUAGAUAUCUGUGUGAACAACACAAACAGGCCGGAGUUUGUGAAUGCAUACGUGGACUACAUCUUUAACCGGUCUGUGGCUUCACUUUUCGAGUCAUUCUUUGCGGGGUUCCACAAAGUGUGUGGAGGGAAGGUUCUAGAGCUGUUCCAGCCUAAUGAACUGCAGGCCAUGGUCAUUGGUAACACCAACUACGACUGGAAAGAACUUGAAAAGAGCACAGAGUAUAAGGGAGAGUACUGGGCUGAGCACCCUACCAUCAAGUUCUUCUGGGAGGUGUUCCAUGACCUUCCUUUGGAAAAGAAAAAGCAGUUUCUCUUGUUUCUCACAGGAAGUGAUCGCAUCCCAAUCCUUGGCAUGAAAAGUUUGAAGCUUGUGAUUCAGCCCACGGGAGGAGGGGAGCAAUACCUGCCAGUGGCACACACCUGCUUCAACCUGCUAGACCUUCCCAAGUACAGCCGACGGGAGACACUAUCUGAAAAGCUUCUCCAGGCUAUAGAUCACAAUCAAGGUUUCAACCUCGCCUAAUGGCACAAAGAAAAUGCCUGUAGCUCUUCCCACUGACUUAUUGUGGUGAUCACAUGCACAUUUGUCAUUGCUGACUGAUCUUAAACCGUUUUGAGACAGUAGCAGUCCCAAGAGGUGUGUAAAGGAACAAACCUACAGUAACAGUGCUGUACUGAUGCAGAUUUUCAUUUGAAGACAUCUUGGGUUUGAUAUCCAAGUUCUUUUCACACCAUCACAGUAUUUAACAGAGCUUGUCCCAAGAUCAACCAACAACAAUCACAUUAUUUUAUAUUUAUACUUGUAUUCAUGUUUGAAUAUAAACUAGUGUAAAUAAGCCAAAGCACUGGUUGAUACUUUAAACCUCUGAGCUCAGAUGAUGAAAGCUAGUGUUCUUCAUGAUCAACAUCAGUCUGUAUUUCUUAAUGAAAAUACAAUAUGAAUAUGUAUGAGAGUUGACUUAGAUGUUGAGUGAUUUUACUUGGCUGUAAGCCUUAAACUAGCCACAAAUAAACCUUAAUUACAGCUAUG